Messenger RNA from Cucurbita maxima (winter squash), 1601 nucleotides. RefSeq names its product polyol transporter 5-like. Gene Ontology annotation, biological process: transmembrane transport. Gene Ontology annotation, molecular function: carbohydrate transmembrane transporter activity. Bases 53 to 1591 code for a protein of 512 amino acids. The record is from RefSeq and is a predicted model, not a curated record. Gene Ontology annotation, cellular component: membrane. Lineage: Eukaryota; Viridiplantae; Streptophyta; Magnoliopsida; Cucurbitales; Cucurbitaceae. The transcript has 3 exons.
CUCCGCCGGCCUUUCUACGGCCAACUUCAUUUCGCUCCCAGCUUCUGAAACUAUGGGCGGCCGGAAUUAUGAUAUUUCUGAAACUUCCGGCCACCAAAUUCCGUUCAUCGAGUUAGGCGAUGAUCCCCGCAAGCCCAAAACAAAUUAUUUUGCUUCUUUUUGUGCAAUCGUUGCUUCCAUGUCUUCCAUUUUGGGCGGUUACGAUAUUGGUGUAAUGAGUGGAGCGUCCAUCUACAUCCAACAGGAUUUCCUGAUCUCCGAUGUUCAGGUGGAAAUUCUGGUCGGAAUCGUCACCCUCUACGCCGUUAUCGGCGCCGCAGCGGCUGGCAGAACCUCCGAUUGCUUCGGCCGUCGGUCCACCAUGAUUUUCGCCGCCGGCUUCUUCUUUGUCGGAGCCAUUCUAAUGGGGUUCGCCCCAAAUUACGCCUUCCUCAUGUCCGGCCGAUUCUUCGCCGGCGUCGGCAUCGGAUUUGGCUGCUUGAUUGCCCCUGUUUUCAUCGCUGAGGUUUCUCCCACAUCCUCUCGCGGCUGCCUCUCCACUUUCCCGGAGAUAUUUGCUAAUGUCGGCAUCUUACUCGGAUACAUUUCGAAUUUCGCAUUCUCCGGCUUCCCAACUCAUCUGGGGUGGCGAUUUAUGCUCGGAAUUGGCAUAGUUCCGUCGGUGUUCUUAGCAGCCGCCGUGAUUCUCGUAAUACCGGAGUCCCCACGGUGGCUGAUAAUGCAGGGCCGAAUCGGCGAAGCCAAACAAGUCCUAAUCAGAACCUCAGAUUCCAUCGAAGAAUCUCUCCAGCGGCUCGCCGAUCUAAAAACUGUCGUCGGAAUUCCAGAGAGAUGCGAAGACGACAUCGUUCAAGUCCCAAAACAGAGGAGCCAUGGGAGCAGCGUUUGGAAGGAGCUCUUCCUCUGCCCGACGCCGGCUAUCCGCCACAUCCUUAUCACUGCUGUCGGCGUCUAUUUCUUUGCAGAGGCGACCGGCAUGGGCGCCGUCGUUUUGUACAGCCCCAAAAUCUUCGAGAAGGCCGGAAUCUUAUCCUCGGAGCACAAGCUUCUCGCGACGGUGGGGGUCGGCCUGGUGAAGACCGUCUUCGUCUUGAUCGCCACCGUCUUGCUCGACCGGGUUGGACGGCGACCGUUGAUUCUGACGAGCAUCGGUGGUCAAGUUAUUUCGCUGAUUGCGUUAGGUGCCGGUCUCACGAUUAUUGAGAAGUCGGACGAACAAGUGACGUGGGCGGAGGGGCUGUGCAUUGCAAUGGUGUUAUUCGACGUGGCAUUUUUCUCAAUUGGAUUGGGGCCCAUGUGUUACGUCAGCUCGGAGUUUUUUCCGUUGAAGUUACGCGCCCAAGGGACGAGCGUGGGGUUCAUCACAAAUUCAACCAUGGGCGCAGUUGUUGCAAUGACGUUUCUGUCCCUGUCUAGGGCGAUUUCAAUUUGUGGUGCAUUCUUCUUCUAUGCGGGCAUUGCGACAGUGGGUUGGGUGUUUGUUUAUGUGGUGUUCCCAGAGACACGGGGCCUGGAUUUGGAGGAUGUGGAGGGGCUUUUUGGUAAUUUGAUGUGGAAAUUUUCUGUCAAACACCGAGAUAUUAAAAAUUAAAAAAAAUCUU